This is a messenger RNA of Sphaerodactylus townsendi, 4205 nucleotides long. RefSeq names its product ST3 beta-galactoside alpha-2,3-sialyltransferase 1 (gene ST3GAL1). Bases 129 to 1064 code for a protein of 311 amino acids. Lineage: Eukaryota; Metazoa; Chordata; Lepidosauria; Squamata; Sphaerodactylidae. Gene Ontology annotation, molecular function: beta-galactoside (CMP) alpha-2,3-sialyltransferase activity. The record is from RefSeq and is a predicted model, not a curated record. The transcript is spliced from 6 exons.
CAGAAUAGGCCACUAUCCAGCAGAGAUGUGUGGAGAAGGAGGGAAAGCCUGAAUCUACAUCUUCUGGAUGCUGCAGUUUGUGCUUCUGUCACCACGUUUUGCUCGGGCUGAGGUAGCUGCAGGUCAAAAUGUUCGCCGGCCGGAAGAGGACCCUGAAAGUGUUCACGCUGACCUUGUUCUUCGUCAUCACCAUCACGUCGUUCCUCCUGAAUUACACCCACAACACCGUCAUGAACGUUUGGGACCCUAUGCAGAUUAUCGACCAGUUUUGGAAACUGGUGAAACAUCCCGUGAGGCCCUGCAGCUGUAACACCUGCAUCUCUGAGCCGGGGGCCUCGUCCUGGUUCGACGAGAGGUUCAACCACACGAUGCAGCCGCUCUUGACUGCCCGGAAUGCCGUCAUGCCUCCGGAGAGCUACAAAUGGUGGCUAGUAAGCUGGGAAGGAGACGAAGAGGGCUGGGUUGUGGGAGGGGCAGUUUCGCCUGCCAAGUUUCGCCUGCCAAGUUUCGCCUGCCAAGUUUUCAUGCUGAACAGUCCCAUUAGCUUCUGGUUCCAGCGCAAGCCUGCCCUCUAUUCCUGGCCCACGUUCACAAGAAUCCCACAGGGGUUUCUGGCAGCCAUCCUAGGUGGUCAUUUUGCGGUUUCAUAUUCAGUUGACAUUUUUUUUUGUUUAUGUGUUAUAAAUGUGGCCUUUAUUAAAACCACUGUUUUCUCCUUUAACAGCACGUACAUUCCAGUUCCGCGUAAAAUUAAAGUCACCAAAGACAAGAUCCUGGUUUAUCAUCCCAUCUUUAUAAAAUACGUCUAUGACAACUGGCUGCGGCAUCAUGGAAGAUACCCUUCGACUGGCUUCCUUUCAGUUAUAUUUGCCCUCCACAUCUGCGAUGAGCUGGAUCUGUACGGCUUUGGAGCAGACACCAAAGGAAAUUGGCACCAUUACUGGGAGAACAAUCCUUCUGCGGGAGCAUUUCGGCAGACGGGAGUCCACGAUGGGGAUUUUGAAUCUAACGUCACCUUGAAUCUCGCGUCCGCUUACAAAAUACGUAUCUUCAAGGGCAGAUGACCCCUAUCCCGGAGAGUUCUGCGAUUUCCAUUAGCAGAGAUUAUCAAUACGUUUGUAAAAAUGACAGGUGCCCUGGAGCGUCCGCCGAUGGAUCCACGGACCGCCACCGGUGUUGGAAUUAGCGAGCAGUAUUGACUGGCUCCGGGUACCGGUCUUGCUUUCUUUCAGAAGAAAUGUGGGAGAAUCUCUCAAAAUCGGUGACGGGAAAUUUCUUUCUUUGCGGUCGCUCCUCGCAAGAGAGCUUUUGCGUAAAAUUUCACUCCUGAAAUGUCGUCUCGUGCAAAGUGGAGGGGAAAAGGUCCGCUGGGUUUCUUUGCAAGAUUGAGCGAAACCGCAUUCUUGGGGUGUCAGUGAGAAAAGCAAAUGGCCGAAGAGUGGCCUGAACAGAUUGCAGAUAUCCAACCUGACAAUAGCGGAUGCAACCACCCUCUCAGUGCAACAAUACCUCAAAGGAGCUCGGAUUGCUCUGGAUAUUUUCUCGGAAACAGUCUCGUGUGGAGGCCUAGCUCCCUUUCUGAACUAUAGGCGGCGGUGCAUUUGUGUUUCGAGGCACCCAGCCUGCAUUUGCUGGCAUCCCGAAAAUUUAUACAAACUCUUUCCAUAUCCAAUUAUUAAUUCUUUUUUAUAAACGCAUAUAUUUUCUUCACAGCCAUAAGGAAACAGGGGAAGCUGCAAAUGAAAAUCCAUGACGAUGGAACCAACUAGCCACUACUGUUUACUUUUCGAAAUAUAUUUCCGAUGGCUGAUCUUCUCUGAACUCUUCUGUAAAGCGGAGGAGAGGACUGAAUUUUUUUUCCUGUAUCUGACAUGUGCCUUCCUAAAAAUGGGCAGAAUCAAAACGGGAGGGUUUUUCCCUCUCAAAGGCUGAGUCACACUUUUGUAUGUGAAAAACACUGACCAAAAAAAAGCCCGCUCAUUCUAUCGUUUUGUAUCAACGGCCUUCUACUUGAAAAUUUCAAAAACGACCGUUUCCGUUCCCUUUGAGAGGCAAACUUUUUGCCUUAUUUUAAAGAGCAGGGGGGAAACGGAUUCACAAGGUUUGUGCUUAUAUUUUUUCCUGCUGUGGUAAACGAUUCCUCAUGGAAGAAGUAAUUGGAUAAAAGCCCCCAUUUUGGGGAGAGCGGAAGUGCUUGAGGGACGGCAUAGGAAAGGCCAGCUCUUGUGUUUAUGGCCUUAAAAAAUGAGGCCCGUAUUCACAAAACAAAACAAAAAGUUUAACAUAAUCCAGUAGGAAAGGCAGUGGUCUUGUAAAAGAAUGGCUGGCCUUUACUCAAAGAAAAAAAAGCAACUAUCAACUAUUUAUGAGAGGUGGCUGUUUGAAGGGAGAGCUAAGAUAGUAGUAGGACAGGGCUGUCCACUAACAUUUUGCUGAAACCCACCAAAUAUUUUGAGGAAGUGGGUGGGGGCAGGGUUCCCCCCCCCCAGCGGGGUUUCUGAUUGGCCACUGAAGAUCUGAUGGCCAGUUUUUCAAUAGUUGCUUUGAUGGCACCGUAGCACAAAUUAUCUUGUGUCUGCAAGAAAAUAUUUUUGAAGCAUGUUCAUUUUAAAAGCCACCCCGUUAAACCGCUUCUGCCUGAAAUGUUGAAGAGUUGCUGUUGGAAUCACGCAUGAUGUCACUCACUGACUUUUUGGGGAUUCGCUUUGCCUCCCGUGGCAGCCAUUUUGAGGUUGGCUCCACCUCCUUCAACUGCCAUUUUUUGUACCCACCACCUGGUGCCAGAAUUCUAGAGGUACCCAUGGGCUCAAAAAGGUGGGGGACCCUCAUUGUAGGACAUCGCCAAUCCUGAAAUAGUCUAGGACGCUCUAGUUAAUGUUAUCUUAGAUAAAGAGAAAGGCAAUCAGAAGGAAGAGAGUUCUGUGGGAAACACAGCCAUAGAAACAAGACGACUGCACAGUGGUGUCAAGGAAACGGGAAUUGGCACUGUGUUAAAAUUACCUCACAUUCUUAGAUGUGGGGCCUUCUGACUGUCUUUGUGCCCCAAAUCUACAUGGUCCCUGAGUGUUUCACCACAUGUAUUUUCCAGAAGUGUCGCUGCCACCUCUUUUUGGGGAUGGAGGAAGAGUUGAUUCUUUUUCAAAAUGCUAAUAAUCACACUGUCAAAGGAGUUAGAGCACUUCCUCAAGCAUUUUUGCUUCCUAGCGCCAUUGAGUUGGAUCUUCGGACAUUUUGAAGCAUGGGGGUAAAAACAUUGUGUGCACUGGGUUUGUUUCGAUUCUGUGGUAUAGCGUUGUCACCUUUGUUCCCAACUUCACCUCUUGUGCCUUUAACACAACCUUGAUCUGCUCACGUUAGCAGGUGACCAAGUUGCAUUUCCCUGCUGUGAAGAAAAAAAAUCAUCUGCUGAUUUCAGUGGCUCAAACUGCUGCUAAAAGCACAAGAGCAGACUGGCAGGUCAGUUGGCAACCGCGUUCUGAGGACUGCUUUCCCACAAUUCCAUCUGAGAGCAAAAGCAUCCCAGUCCGUCAAGUGGGAGGGGGAGCCAGGAGAGGAUGCUGGUUCAGUGGGAUCUUUGUUUUGCACACAGGAGAUUUUAGGUUUAAUCUCUGGCGCCUCAAAUUUGAAAGGAUAUCAGGUAGCCUGUAGUGCACAGGUGUCAAACUCUCAGCCCUCCAGAUGUUAUGGACUACAGUUACCAUCAACCCCUGCCAGCAUGAUGCUGGCAGGGGAUGAUGGGAACUGUAGUCCAUAACAUCUGGAGGGCCGCGAGUUUGACACCUAUGAUGUAGUGUGACGUACCGCUAUCUUCCUGAGAUGCUGAGGAACCACUGCCUGUCAGAACAGGCAGUGAGUUGGAUCCAGCCAUCUUUUCUGCCAAUGAAUAAUGGAGGAGAGUUUCCCUUUGACCACCCAAAAAGUCUACAUUGGGGAUAGCGGGAUUGGCACGGACAAAAGCCCUUUGGGACAGGAACUGCAGUAAAUACCAGAACUGGGUGAGAUUGAGUGAAAAUGCUAGCUGGAUCCAACCUUACCCUGGACUACAUAAAGCAAUGGUCCGACUCGAUCAAAAGUAGUUCUUGAAAGAGGAAGAAACAUUUGGAUUUACCCCCCACUUUUCUUUCCUGUUAGGAGUCUCAUAGCAGGUUACAAACCCCUUCCCCUCUCCACAACAGAGAACUUGUGAGGUAGGUGGAGAGUUCAGA